AUGGAGGGCAACGAGAAGAAGGGGCUCCCACCGAUCCAACAACGCCAUCUGAACAUUGGUACGACGGUCGGAGGAAGUAUCUCACAGCCAGUCAGCCCAUCGAUGAGUUAUUCAACUGAUCGAGAAACCGUAAUGAGAAGUGCUAGUGGCCACGCAACAGUCGCCGAAACUCAUCUCAUUCGCUCGAUUGGAUCACAGUCUCAAUCUUAUACAGAAGAACAUUGGAGCUCAGAGAUCACUAGUUUUGUUGCUUUGGCUCCUCCAAAAUUCAUUCAGGUUAUCAAAGCAUAUCGAGUUCAUUCCACUGAUACAAUCAGUUUGGUUGUGGAAGUAGCUAGUGAUCCGCCAGCAAUUUUUGAAUGGUUCUGCAAUGAGAAAUCUGUUCUUCAAGAUCGUAACCGUUUCCAAGUAGGACAUGGUAUCAAUAUCAGUCGUCUGAAAGUCAGUCAACCAGAACAAGGAGUCUACAAAUGUGUGACAAGAAAUCCCGCUGGUGUCAGCACAAGUUAUGGGUACAUUUCGGUGAAUGCUGACCGUGAACACUUGUCCUCUUCAAAAGAAGACAUGCGUUUGCAACGUCAACAUUCUGUAACCUACCAUCAAGCUCCUCGAUUCUUAACCCAAGUUCCAAACUUAUUUGUAACUGCCGGAAGCAAUGUAAUCAUUGAUGUAGAAGUUGAUGCAAAUCCACCAGCAAGAUUUUCUUGGUUUGUCAACGGGAAAGAGUACAGAGAAACAACAAAUGGAGUCGAAAUGUUCUCACCGGACGUCAAUCGCAGCGUCGUCCGAUUCUCAAUUCCAGUGGCCGGAGAAUACAAAGUGGUGGCUUCCAAUGUUCAUGGAUCUGCAAUGUCUUGUGGUCAUGUUGAUAUUCAAAAAGGUGUGAAAGCUUAUGGAUUCGAAAAAUUAAAAUUUAAAAAUUUAGUAGUUGAAAUGGAAGAGUCAUCUAUCACGACAUCUACAACUACAUUUGAUCCCAUGACAACAUCAAUGAGAGCACUUGGAAAUGCAGGAAGAAACUCCCGACAGGCAAUCAAUAUGUUCGAAUUGAACUACACCCAAAGAUCAAGCAGCGUUCCGAGAGGUGUACGUCAUAUCGAAUCACAUAUUGAAGUGUCCAACAUGACGACAGAAGAGAAGAGACAACAACAACAAUCGUCGAGAUCUGAUGCAACCAGUAUCGUCGAAUCACGUUUCCACCAGAAACCACAACCACCGAAACCGCCUCGAGCGGGAACUUCGAGACGAUUCCUUCCAGAACCACCGAAAUUUGUGACGACGCUUCCACCGGUUAUCACUGUCAAUGCAGAAGAGAAACUGGUUUUAUCAGUUGAUGUGCAUGCGAUUCCAGCAGCUGAAUUUACUUGGCAUGUAAACGGAUUUGAAAUCAAGAAAAAUCAAAAUAUCGUUUUGCUGAACGAGCAUAACAAAUCAACUCUUGUUCUCCAUGCUCCGGUGAAACAAGGAAAAUACAAAGUGACAGCAAGAAAUGAUGUAGGAAGUGAGUCAGUCACAACUCAAGUUCAGCGAAUUGGAGAAUUGGAAGACGGAGCAAGAGGAUCGGAACCACCAGACAUAGUUGAAUCGGCUGUAACUGUGACUUGUUCGCAUGAUGAAGACGUUGGAUCACACUCUUCACUUCAAACGGUUAGAAGAAUGCAAGAAAUGAAAGACGACGAUGAUCAGGAUCCCAUUAAACCAUUCAUUGAAGCAACAAGUCCAAGAAUCAAGGAACCGUCAGAACAUCCAUUUGCCAAUGUUCUCAACCCAAAGAAAAGAGAAGAACGACUGUCUCCCUCUGCAAAAGGAAAGCAUCUUCCAUUUGCUCCCAGAAUCACAGCUCAUCCAUAUGAAUCUGUAUUUAAGAUUUUAGAUGGGUCACCUUUGAAACUUCGGGUGAUGGCUUCUUCUCUCCCACCUGCUACAUUCCUUUGGAUGCUCAACAAUUUCGAGCUUCGAAUGAACCAAAACAUUACAAUUCGAAAUGACGAGGAAAAUGUAUCCGAGAUCGAAUUCCAAAAAGCACCAAGUGGAAAUCUGACAGUCACUGCUAAAAAUCAUUUGGGAGAAGACCGAUGGACUGGAAAAGUUAUCGUUCAAUAUGAGAGUCCACCACCAGGUCAAAAGAUUACAACAAUCGAGAAAGUCACUGAAUCAUGGACACUUCAAGAAGCAGUUAUUACUCAAGUGGUUCCAACCGCUGCUGAUCCUGGAGACCGAAUUGUAAUAAUUGUGAGAUUCGAUGAGAACAAAACUUCUAAUUGUGAAUUUAACUGGACUAUCAAUGGAGUGAACGUGGAAAGAUUGGAAGAAAAUUUGGUAGCAGUCGAAUCGACAGAAUAUGAGUCGUCUCUGAUUGUUGAAAGACUAGAAGAACGACUCUGUGGAGAAGUUGUGUGCGUAGUGAAAAACCAGCACGGCGAGGUGUUUUCCUCAUCCGCUCACCUUAGAAUCCGUGACGACGAUUCUUCAUUCGAGAUUGUUCCACCGAACCUUCCAGAAGAAUCUGCUCCAAAGAUUGUGGAGCCACUUCAUUCUGCAAGUUUCCUUGACGGACAAGCAAUGUCUCUUCGAUGCAAAAUCACUGCGAACCCAUCAGCAGCUAUUGUUUGGUCAAAGGAUGAUGUUAAUGUAGACGACUGGGUUAUCAAUAAAGAUGUGACGACGACAGUUUUGGAAGGAGGAGUUUGUGAGCUUCUGAAUCCAGAAUGCUUUGCUGAAGAUGCUGGACUUUACAAAUGCACUGCAACAAAUCCACAUGGAACUGCAGAAACAGCAGCAUUCAUCAAUGUAGAAGGAGCUGAAUACGUCAAAGAUCGGGAAGAAGCAGAAAUUUCGGAAUCGGUUCUUACUGAUGAUGUUCAUAUCAUUCUUCCACCCAAGUUCAUUGAACUACUCACUGCAGAGACUGAUAACUUCCAACAGCUGGGAUAUGUUCGAUUGGUCGCCACUGUUCAAUCUGUUGCACCAAUCACCGUAUCAUGGCAGAAGGAUGGAUAUGAAGUUUACGAAAACGAAAAGUAUGAAGUAAUGCAGUUCGCUGAUGGAGGCCAGAUUUUGACAAUUCGUGAGCCAACUAACAAUGACUCUGGAGUGUACACCUGCACAGCUGAAUCCGAACAUGGAGUCAGCAAUAGCAGUUGUCAAGUUGAACUCAAAAUCAGUGAAGAAUCAAGUCCAGAAAGCUUUGAGAAGGUUGAAGUUUCUCCAGUUGAGGAAGUUAAAGAAACUGGAAUCGACGAUGAUAUUGAAGUUAUUCUCAAAGAAGAAGUAAGCGGAACUGCUCAAAUUGAAAAACGCGAAGAGGAGUUCAAGCUUCUUGUUAAAGUAGCUGAUCAAGUGGCCAGUACUUUGGUGGCAAAAGUGUUUCUGGAGGCGGUUCAUGAGGCUGUCAAAAAAAUCGUCGAGACAGAAGACGAGGAAGAAGACAACCAUGUUGAAUCAACUCAAGAACCACGGUUUGAAACCAGUACAGAUGAGUAUCAUGUUAAAGAAAAUGGUACUAUUAAGAUGAGUGCCACAAUCAGCGGACAUCCGACUCCAUUCCUAGAAUGGUAUUUUGGUGAUCAGAAACUUCAAUUAUCAGAGAAUGUGGCCAUGUCUUAUGAAGCUGGAACAUCUGCUAUCAUCUUGAAAAAUGUCCAGAUGCGUCAAGGAGGAACAUACUACCUGAUUGCUAAGAACUGCCACGGACAAGCUACUCUUCCAAUGAAGCUUACAGUUGAUGCAGUCGAGACUGUCACUCAUGUUCUCGAAACUUCUGUACCUCAAGUCAGCGUUGAUCAAGACGCUCGUUUGAAGAAACAAGAGGAAGAACUACGAAGGGCAGCUGAAAAAGUAUCAGAACAAUUUGCACAACUUUGGAUUCAAGAUGCUCAAACGGAAGCUGUGAACGCACAAACACAACAAGAUGUUCCUGUGACUUCACAAAAAAUCGUCCAACAGGAAAUUGUUACAUCGAAGACCGUUCAAGAACUUCAAGAAGUAUCACAAGAACCAGUUCCUGAGAGUCCAAAAGUCGAGGAGACCGUGGAAGAACGCGUCGAGAUUGUUGCUGAGCAAGAACACAAAGAAGAAGCUCAAAUCCUAGAACAACUCCCAGUUGAAGAACAUAAGAAGACACCACCAAGAACAUAUAGUCCGAUGAAUUAUGAAGAGAAAGUCAAAACAAUUGAAUCGAAUCUUCUCCGAGUCAGUUCGCAAGAGACGUUGGAACCAAUCGAGGCAACUAACAUGCUUCUGAACACUGCUUUGCAGUUAAAGAACGAACAUGUGUGCGAUGAAACUACCACUGUUGUUGUCACCCAACAACCACAGAAAUUCGAUCAGUUGAUUACUGUCAUCGAGUCGAACAUUGAACACCACGCCCUUCGGCUCAGCACAACUUCAUCGUCACCUCUAAAGUUUAUUGAUUUGGAAACAAUAAUUCAAAAACCAAGCACAUCAUGCGAGAGCAUAGAUAGAAUGUUCGUGGAAAAGUCGAAAAGAACAGCUAAUGCUCAACACAGAAUCGUAGUUCUUCAAGGAAUGUCCAAUACCUUCCACAAUGCAAUCACGUGGAGUUUGAAGAAAGUCAAGAAGCUUGUUGGAGAUGCUGAAGCCAAGGCUUAUGCCGAUGUCGAAGUUGUGAAACAAGAUGAAAAAAAUGAGCAAGUGAUGACUAUUAUUGACAAUGACACAAUCGUUCCUCAACUUUUGCAAGUGGCAGCAGCAGCCAAUAAACUCAAGUUGGAGAACGUCAGUGUUGCUUUGGUCAGAGAUGGUGAUCGUGCUCAUCAAGAACUUGUAAUCGAAUAUGAGAGUUCAAUCGAUGAGCCAAUGAUUGAACCACUUCAUAACACUUCUCAUUUGACAUUCCAUCAACAACAACCAACUGGACCAGAUCAACAUGUAUGGUUAAGAAGAUCGAAAUAUGAUGAGGACGAGGCUCAUGUUGUUGCUGUUUUUGUUGAAGUUGAUGCUAAUUGUCCAGAUCAGUCUGUAGAGAUAGUUGCCACUGUGAACGCAGCAUAUGAAGGUGAUAGUCGGCAAGGACGAGAAGAAGAACAGCUAACUGAAGUUAGCCAAUCCUUAGCAACAGAAUCUAGUGCAGCUCCACAAGCACCGAAAUUCUUGAGGAAACUUGUGAAUUGUUUUGGUAGAAUAGGAGAGCCAGUUCAGAUGAAAUGUCUUAUAGCUGGAAUGCCACAACCAGAAAUUGAAUGGACUGUUGAUGGAGACCCAAUUGUUCCCAAUGACGAAUACAAUAUUGUCUAUGAAGACGGAGUUUGUAUUCUUCGAAUAGAAUCUACACUAAUCGAAGAUGAAGGAGAAUACUGCUGUACUGCAAGCAACGUAGCCGGAACUGCAUUCAGCAAAUGUUAUCUGAAAUUGUCAGGUUAG
Molecule: messenger RNA, 5382 nt
Organism: Caenorhabditis briggsae
Lineage: Eukaryota; Metazoa; Nematoda; Chromadorea; Rhabditida; Rhabditidae
Source: RefSeq, a predicted model, not a curated record